Arabidopsis thaliana (thale cress) is the source of this 2646-nucleotide messenger RNA. RefSeq names its product Tesmin/TSO1-like CXC domain-containing protein. The transcript has 7 exons. The record is from RefSeq and is marked reviewed. Gene Ontology annotation, cellular component: nucleus. Bases 518 to 2233 code for a protein of 571 amino acids. Lineage: Eukaryota; Viridiplantae; Streptophyta; Magnoliopsida; Brassicales; Brassicaceae.
CGAAACUUCAAACCUUAUAUGAAUAGUAAUCGUCAGAUCAACGUAUUUAAUAACAACCGUACGAUCAAAAUGUCUGUGAAAUCUAACCGUCGAAUAUAAUCCAGAAAAUUGAAAUUUCAAAACAUGUAUAAGAGAGGGAGGAGCAGCUCUCGCGAAGACGAAGAAGAAGAAGAAAAACCCCAAAUUUCUCUGUUUUUUUUCGUUGGGUGGUUCCUCAGUGGUUACCAAAUCUCUCUUCUUCUUCUUCGUCAGAAGCUAAAACCUUUCAAAACCCUAAUUUCAUCUAUCUAUCUCAAUAAGUCUAGAUCAAAAAUUCGAAUUUCAAAAUCCCGUUUUGAGUUUUAGUAGAUUCGGUUUCUGGGUUUUCGUAGAAACGGGAUUAAGGGCGGAUUCAGAUCUUGAAAUUUUUGUGUGUUUCUCAAACUGAUUAUAAAUUUUGGUUUUUUUUUUUAAAUUUCGUGUUUGAAAAAUAGGGAAAAUUUCUGGGUUUCUUCUGAGAAAUUCGAAUUUUUUGGAGAUGGGAGAAGGUGAAGAAGGAGACAAAUUCCCGCCAAAAACGGAUGAGGUUACACAAGAGUCUAUGAAGUCGGCGAGGCAACUCGAUUUUACUGGUGGUUCUUCCGAUGUUGAGCAUUCACACUCUAAUCAAGCUUCUUCGAUGGCUGCUGCAUCAAUCCCUUCACCGAUUGUGACGGUUACGCGGCCAAUAAUUACCAGUCAGGCACCACCGACGGUGGCGACUCCGAUUCCACCGCCGCCACAAUCUCAGGGCAUCAUCCUUCACGUCCCAAUUAGACAUCCGAGGCCCGAAUCUCCGAAUUCGAUGCCAAGGCCUGCUGGGGAAACUAGAGAUGGAACCCCUCAGAAGAAGAAACAGUGUAACUGUAAACACUCACGGUGCUUGAAGCUGUAUUGUGAAUGUUUUGCAUCUGGCACUUACUGUGAUGGUUGCAACUGUGUAAAUUGUUUCAACAACGUUGAAAAUGAACCUGCGAGACGACAAGCGGUUGAAUCAACUCUGGAACGGAAUCCGAAUGCGUUCAGGCCAAAGAUUGCUGCUAGUCCACAUGGUGGACGAGAUAACAGGGAGGAGGUUGGUGACGUUGUGAUGUUAGCGAGACACAACAAAGGCUGUCACUGCAAGAAAUCCGGAUGUCUUAAGAAGUAUUGUGAGUGCUUUCAAGCAAACAUUCUUUGUUCUGAGAACUGCAAAUGCUUGGAUUGCAAAAACUUUGAAGGGAGUGAAGUUAGACAAUCUCUUUUUCACGGUGAACAUUCCCACAACUUGGCUUAUCUUCAACACGCAAAUGCUGCCAUAACCGGAGCUAUUGGUUCCUCUGGCUUUGCAUCUGCUCCACCUCCUAAGAGAAGGAAAGGUCAGGAGAUUUUCUUCAACCAAGGAACCAAAGAUUCAUCCACUCAUAGGCUUGGCCAGGCAAAUAACGGAAGAACCACAUCUUCGCAAACUGGUUCUCGUGCUGGAGGCAAUGCGUCGUUAGGCCCAUCCAAAGUUGUAUAUAAGUCUCUUUUGGCAAACAUAAUUAAACCAAUGGAUGUGAAAGCACUAUGUUCUGUUCUGGUUGCUGUAGCUGGGGAAGCUGCAAAGACAUUAACAGAAAAACGGUUAGCAAAUCAGAAAGAAACUUCCGUAGCUUCUUCUGUGCAAGAUCAAGGACACGUCAAUAAUAAAGCUGAGAAAUCUGGUUUAGAGGAUUCAAAUGCAGAUGGCUCCAAAGGGAGGUCACUAUCUCCAGAAACUUUGGCAUUGAUGUGUGACGAACGGGACACAAUGUUAAUGGUUGCAGCUUCACCUAAUUGUUCGGUGGAGCCUACGUCACAGCUACCAAACGGGCAAGACCAGGUUUAUGCAGAACAAGAAAAAGUAGUAUUAACCAAGUUCCGUGACUGCCUUAACCGAAUAAUCUCCUGUGGAGAAGUAAAAGAAUCAAAUUGUUCUAUGUCAAGAAUGGAUCUAGAUACACCUGUACAAACGACUGUCAGAAUCGACCCAGUGGUUCAACAAGCUCCAGUUGCAAAUGGAGUUUCACAAACCGCAAAGCAACCUUCCCAGCUAAACACAACAACACCAAACACAUCCUCACAAACUGCAAAUGGAGUUUCACAAACGGCAAAGCAACCUUCCCAGCUAACCACAACAACAACAACACCAAACACAUCCUCACAAACUCAUCUUCAUAAAACUCCAGCUUUGUCUGAGAAGAAAGACCUCUAAAUCAAUUAUUUACUCCUCUAGGAAACAAUAACUUUACAGAAAUGCAGCUGCAUCCAUCUCCCCAUGCCUGAUAUAUGAGGUACUGCCACCAACACUCCUUUUCAUUCCUCUUACAUAUUCUAAAACAGAGGAGAGGUGGCAGCUUCAGCGCAUUAGCAGGUGCUUAGAGAGUAUUACUAAAUAACUAUUCACAAUAAUUUUGGUUGAAUUAUUAGGCUUUCUUCGUCUUUCCUUUCCUCCAAAUUCUUCUCUCUGAUUCAUAAGAGAGCUGUUUCUUUACAAAAAUUGUUGUCAUUAUUUGUGUACAUUGUUACUUACCAUUGGCAAUCACAGUGAUGCUUAUUGUGGAACAUACAUGCUAUUGUCUGAUUCUGAUAUGCUUUAGGCACUAUAGAAGACCUGAUGUUACUUCA